This is a messenger RNA of Pristis pectinata (smalltooth sawfish), 8628 nucleotides long. RefSeq names its product guanine nucleotide exchange factor for Rab-3A-like. Gene Ontology annotation, cellular component: Golgi to plasma membrane transport vesicle. Gene Ontology annotation, biological process: exocytosis. The record is from RefSeq and is a predicted model, not a curated record. Lineage: Eukaryota; Metazoa; Chordata; Chondrichthyes; Rhinopristiformes; Pristidae. The transcript has 13 exons. Bases 454 to 1662 code for a protein of 402 amino acids. Gene Ontology annotation, molecular function: guanyl-nucleotide exchange factor activity.
UCAACGCAGCAGUUUAUAUCAGCUGUUCCCGAAACAGUAAAUUGAAUCUCGUCUUCACCGCGCAAAAAAAACCUCUUGGCGCCGUAAAUUAAAAGAAAAGCUGCGCAUCAAAUGAUAAGAGUUUCCCGAGGCGUUAGUCAGCAGGAGAAGAGCGAUAAUUAAAUAGACGCAACUUUGACCAACAAGUCCGAUAAAAGCAAUCACAAUACAAAGGAUGUCCUGGGUUACUGCAGCACAGUGACAAUUUCCUACAGGGGCUGAGAAUUAGGGAAGUAUGUAAAGUGAAGCCGAUGGGUCAAGAGAAAAGCCCAGGGUGCUUAUUAUAAUGAAGGAGGAACUUGCUACAUCUCCUACAAUCUCCGGUAGCUGAUAUCACAGAAAAGGGAGCAGAAGCAAACCGUUGAGAGCCAGUGUUUGUCCAGUAACCGAACCCUCAACACCUGGAAGGAAGCAAUGCCAAUGGAUGAUGAAGCUGGGCCUGAGCAGCACACAGCAAAUGCUCAACAGGAGAACUCUGAGCCUAUGAGUGAGGAGAUGCUUCGCAAUGCCUAUCACCUUUCUCGGCUACGGAGCUCCUCAGUAGAAAUAAGGGAGAAAGGGUCCGAACGGCUGAAGGAGGAGCUGGCAAAGGCACAAAGGGAGUUGAAGUUGAAGGAUGAAGAAUGUGAGAAGCUGUCUAAGGUGCGGGAACAGUUGGAGCAGGAGCUGGAAGAGCUGACAGCUAGCCUCUUUGAGGAAGCACACAAGAUGGUGAGGGAAGCAAACACUAAACAAGCUACAGCUGAGAAGCAGCUUAAAGAAGCACAGGGGAAGAUUGAUGUACUACUGGCAGAGGUAACUGCAUUGAAGACACUUGUAAUUACAUCUACGCCAUCAUCUCCCAAUAGGGAGCUGCACCCACAGCUCCAGAGUCCCUCAAAAGCUGUCUUUAAGAAGGGCCAUGGUCGCAACAAAAGCAUGAGCAGUGCCAUCGUCACAGCAGCUACACAGAAUACACAGUUGCAGCCAAUUAAUAAGGAUGGUAGGGAGGCAGGGGUGCCUACUCUCCUGUCUCUGCUCCUCUGUAUCGUACCUGGGAGGGCGAUUUAUGUCACACCUGAGCCAUUUGAGCAUCUUUCCAAGUCAUCAUCGAUGCAGGAGCAUCAGAUCGACUUGAUUUUAUUUGAUGAGUUCCAGGCGUGGAAGGAGGAACCAACUCUGGAUAAGGCUUGCCCAUUCUUAGAAAGGAUUUACCAAGAAGACAUUGGUCCAUGUCUCUCGUUUGCCAAGCAUGAGUUGACAGAAGCAGUUCAGGCUGCUGUUGAGAGCAACACCUUGAAUAUUGAGCCGGCAGCAGUCCAAACAUUACCAGUGGUCAAGGCUUCAGCCAUAGAGUGUGGAGGACCAAAUGGGUGGCGGGCUGAAGUAGUGACGAAGUGUGCACUGAGUGGUCUGUCCAGAACCUGUAAACAUCGCAUCAAGUUGGGAGACUCAGGAAGUUAUUUCUACAUUUCACCAUCCUGCAGGACCAGGAUUACUGCUGUUUGCAACUUCUUUACAUAUAUCCGGUAUAUCCAACAAGGACUGGUCCGACAAGAUGUGGAACAGAUGUACUGGGAAGUUAUGAAGCUGAGGAAGGAGAUGUCAGUUGCUAAACUGGGAUAUUAUACUGAGGAGUCAUAGUCCCUAAGUUAGUGCCCCAGAUUCAGGACUAGGCUGCACAACUGUAUUUUGAGGGGCUAUUAAUUUCAAACAAUUGAUUUAAACAAUGGAGAAAAAAAAUGCCUUCUAUGAACAAGAACCCUUGCUUCCACUGAGAAAAAGAAUCAAAGAGCAAGUGUGGUAAUGUAUUCAGAAUUUAGUAUCUCCUAAGUUCUGGCCCUGGGUUGUAUUUUUAAACAAAAAUUGAUGCUGAAAGACUGUGAAUAUAUACAGGGUAACUUUUUAUUAUUUUUUAACCUGUAACUUUCUCUAUUCACAAUAGUCAAGAAUUUUAAGACUCCACAACUUUUUUAGACUCUAACAAACCACAGUGGCUUAAUUAUGUAACAUAGAGACAAAUAUUUAAAAGGAGAAUUAUCUGAAGGAAAGUAUUUAUUCCCUUCAAUGUAAAAAUAGUAGUGGAUUCCAUACUGCCCAGGAUGCUGGAUUCUGGCAUGAAUACUGACCAGCCGAUUAUAUCUGCAGUGAUGAGCUAAAUACCAGCUCAUGAAAAACCUGGAGGAGGGGCAGUUAAGAAAAUUGGAUUAACCAUUUCUACUGUUUCAUGCUAGUAGAGAUUAGCAUCAAUGGUAUAGCAGAGAAUUGUGCAGUAAAAGAUACAAGAAUUGCUGUGACACAAGAAACAAAAGAUUGAUAUGUGUUAAUUAAGUUCCUUGAAAGUGGCUAUCAUACAAGUCCAAGAUGUAGCAUCAAGCCCAGUGCAGCAAUGACCACUCCCCUCCUGUAACACUGACCCACUGGAUCUCUCUCUCCAUUACACUAACAGAUAUGCUCUCCAUGUCAUUAUGUUGCCUUUGUGCUCUCCUCAAUUAUACCGACAUAAUUGGAUACUCUCUCACCCUAAUUGUAGUAAUCCAGGCCGGUUUUCCUUCAUCUUGUCUUCGACCAGUGUAGAACACCUCUUGUUCAUAGGCCUGUCAGACUAAUCUAUUUUUCCUUGCAUCCACUCUCAGAAGCAAGGGUAAAGAGGGGAUGCAGGUAUUUUUAAAGAACAUGCAUCUUCUAAUUAUUAGUCAUGUCAAUGUCUCCUACUAUUUGACUAUCUGUUUGGAUCAGCCCUAAUUGGCAUCUGGUGGAUGGACCCUCACUUUAAAAAGCAGAUCUCAUAGUUUAAUAGAAAGCAUUUUUAAAGAGUUAGGAAUGUUGGGAUAGCUACAGCACUAUAACAUUUUCUUUUUCUAAAAAAAACUGCACCUUUCUAAUAUCAGGAUACAUCUCUCAGCUCUAUGUAAAUCCAAUUAAUUACUUAAAGUUUAGUGACUUAGGCAAACUAUAACAGAGCUGCUUUCAAACUUUCUCCACCAUUUUAAGUGUAACUAUUGCUUUUAUGGGUACAUCAGCAGUGUGGUGAAUAGGAUCCAAUAUCUAAGUUUGUUUGUUAAGAAUUAAUGUUAGACUUCCCUAUCACUGUCUCCAAUAGAAACAAAAUGGCCUGAUUAUUUUUUUGAAUGAUCACAAAACCACAUUUUUCUUUAAAAGGUGUGGAAGCUCUCCCAAUGAUUUUAAUGGUUGACAUGGCACUUGCUUGUUAGAUUGGGAAAGUCAGAAAAUGCUUAUAUAUCGAUGUUGGAAGUAGAUGUGAAGUUGUUGACUGAGUCUAUCACAUUUAAAUAGCCUGCGGAGUCACUAAAUUUACACUACAGGUGUAUCUUAUCUAUAUGAAUUUGGCUGUGUGUAAUGACAGUGCUAUUUGGAGGCUUUGCAUAUGACUGGAUAGUUCCAUUGUCAAUCAAGCCUAGUGAUAGCAUUCUUGCCAAAGAUUAAGAUUCAAUUGAAACAAUAUUCAUUUGUAAUUAUUCUCCACUCGCUGCAUUUCUGGCAAAAAUUGAUUAGAUUAGGAAUAGUUUCUUUUUAUAAAUUUAGUUUCCUCUACUUCUUAAAUAGACGGUUUACUGAGUAAAUUACUGUUGUUAACUGUACCAUCAAAUAAGUACUGUGAUCCCAAACAGAGGGCAUGUUCCACAUCCUACUAUUUGGCUGAUUAAAAAGUUACUAAUAGAGACGCUGUUUGAAAUGUAUAGGUCCCUCAGCAUCUGAACAGGCAUAGGUUUCUGAAAUGACUAUCUGAAAAAAUUGUGAUGACCAAGCAAAAAUCUGCAUCUUUCAUUCUUUUGGCUGACACAAUCCUGCAAGGGGUUUCUACAAUUCUUUUUUUUAUUCUUUAGGUCUCUGAUGCACAAAUGAUGGCCACUUGGAUGAAUGUUAGAGGGCUGCCAAAUUGUAGAGUUGUUACCUAACCAGAAUCUUUGGAAAAGGACUUAGGAAAAUUGAUUUUCAGGGAAAAAGAGGAAUUUGAUGUAUUAUUCAUAUUUUCUUUGGAAUUUUGUGUAGAGUUGAUCCCAGGCUAAUUCUGAGUUUAACAUUGUGCAUAAGGUAUUGCUGGUGAAUAUUGUGUUGAAUCUGUAUUAGAAAAGGAUGGGGGUGCUUUAGUUAACAGUAGCAUCAUGAAGGUUAAAAGUAACUUACUAGGGCAGCACAAUAGUACAGACCCUAGGUCAUGGAGAGGCAGACCUAAACCUGUCAAGGUUUCUGCCCAGCCUUGUUGAAAAUGGACAUUUGGAGAAGCUAGUGUAUAUAGUCAUUAUGAGGACAAGAUCAUGCUGCCAGUCAUGCCUUACACAAUCAAGUAGCCUGUAAGCAAUGAUAAAUAAUUAAUACCUGGGCCAGAUACCAGAAAACUACCUGUGUCCGUGCAAUUGUGUCUCAUCAAAAUGAACAACUUAAGGAGGCUAAGGGUGCGAGCCUGUGGGGGUUGUAGGAGUGAGGUUGGGGGAAGGGAAGGACUUUCGGUAGGUAGUGAAAGAAUUAAAAAUAUAUAAAUUUCACCACUGAAAGGUUGCAGUAACACACAAACGCCUCAGUCAGUUGGCAGACCCAGUUGCCUAUUAAUGCUAUAAAUCACUUUUGUUUUCAUGAGCUCCUGUAACUUCCUGUAUUUGUUGCUGUACUUUUACAGGAUUCUACUAUCUCAUCAUUGCCAUAUUGUGCUGUAGUCCCUCACUGAUGCUCAUUCUGGGGCAUCAGCAAAACCAAUUAUGGGAAUGUUCAUUCCACAAAACACUCCAUAUAUACAUGGGUCACUUUGUCCCAGUUAGUCUCUUUUUCCUUUCCCCAGUUAGUCUCUGUUAGUCUCUCUUCCCUUUCUGCUGUUUAAGAAAUACCACACCUCAACUUCUGUACUUUCAGGGCCCAAGCCUUGGUAUUAAAUGCAGAGAUUGGGCACACUUUUCACAGUCUGUCCAUUUCUCACAGAAUGGUUUCAUGAUCUGUCAAUCUGGAGAACAUAGUGUUCAUUUGUCUGUUCUUACAUCCUACUUUUCUGGGUGUACCAUUUUACUGGUAACCAGUCUCCUGAGCAAUAAGUGCUUUCAUGUUUGUUAGAUCUCCGUAUGUCUCUAUUUUGCAUAGACAUUGUCUGUGAUGCAUGGCAUCCUGAGAAUGGGAACCAGUAAUUUCCCAAGAGUCCCAGUGUAUCAUUCCUUUUCAUGUUUAAAAUGUAUUAGAGUAUUAUAAUCACUAAGGGAUGCCUUAUAAUUCAUCCAUUACUAUUAAAGGAGCAUUGUUAAAUGUUUGGCAAACCUUAAUGAAAAAUAAUUUAUGACAACUUUCUCCCCUUCUGUCUUAGAAGGGUGUGCUGUUUUGUGCUGGGAUCAACAGGUGCUUCAUUCAUCCUAGUCUUCAGUGAGUGCAAGCACCUUAUUUAAACAAGAUAUAUUUUAGCAGAUCCUGGUCCUCUAUUCAGUUGAUAUCCACUGUUGGAUUUUCCAACAGGGGGACUGGUCAGGAGCAAGAUUCCUGUCUUAUUUUUCCCUCUCCUAGCUGCAGUGCAAUAGGAUCCAUGACAGCACCCGCAAUGUAGAUCUAGAUUAAUUUAUGCAGACAAGGAAAAAAAUUCACCUUGUCAGUAUGGCUCAAUGUCGUAACAAGUGGAGACACUAAGCAGGGAAAUCUUUGUUUAGAAACAUGAGGAAUAAAUCACAUUAUUAUGUGAUAGCAUGGCAUUUGAGGUAUUGAUAUUGCAAAAUGAUGUGGCAUUCUCCUGACCCUUCCCCUCCAUCUCUUAGAAAAAAUAUUUGCCAAACAUUUUUCCGGAGUGAUAGUGCUCCUUUAAGGUGCAUGGUGCAUGUUUAUUUUUUUAAUUGACUUUUUCAGUUGUUAUUAAUUAAUUCCAGUGUUUGUGUUAUUGGGGAGCAACAAAUGUCUUUUUGCCAAAUGUAAUGCCUAUUGGAUGAAGGGAAUUCUCCUUUCUCUAAGCUUGGUUUGGACUGACUGCAUAUUUAUACAAAUGUCUAAUACAUUCUAUGGUGUAUCUAAAAAAAAUGAAUAAAAAUUGAUAAUUUGCUCCUUUGAAUAAACAAACUGAAGAUGAUGGGCACAAUAACGUAUUUUUAGCAUUUAAAUUAUAGACAGGAAUCUAAUAAAGGGCUUUGGAUAUUUUAUGCACAGAAUAAUGAAUACCUGAAAUGAAAUAGGAAUACAAGCAUCAAGGACAUGAAAAUGCUGUCUUCCUAUUGAAGUUCAUACCUCUGGUAUCCUAACCAACCUGUUAUAACAAAUCAAAAUAACCUGCCACCAAGCCAUAAUUCAAAGCAGAUUCCUCUGUUGUUCUGAUACAGAGAAGUUAAUUUUAACUCAGAUAGGGAGUGGGCAAUGGCAGAAUUACAGUCUGUGAGCACCAUCUACCACUCCACUGAUGGAUUCACUGGGUCACCAGGGUCUUCCAGAAUUGAGUGGGAGUUUCAAAAGUGUAUCCUUAUUGAGGCCCAGGUAUGUCAAUAAGAUCUCAAUCUAAUUCAUGGUAGUGUGUAUGCCAUUUAACAUUAUUCCCAAGUGAAUUGGGACAUUGAACAGGAAGCUUUACCAAGGAAAUAAAUUAUUUUUUUCCUGGUGCAUGAGUACAAAUUUGUAUUUGAACAAGAAAGUGGGCCAUUGCUCUUCCUGGGUCACCCUCUCAAUGAUGGCAUAGUCAGACUAAGAUAACCUGAUUCUGUUGGUUCAGAGCUGAAAAUUUGCACAGGGUUGAUAUUUGGGACAGGUAGCUUGCUGAUGAAAUGGCCUCCAAAUGGACUGGGCUUCCUGUGAGCAGGUAUUAAUCCACCAGUAGUUGUUUCCUUCUUGUGAUAUUUGCUGCUCAUUGACUAAGUUUCCUGCAGUGCCAGAAGGUGGAACUUUGUUCUUUGUUCUUUGCCUUGCGAAAAUCUUUACUACUAAGACUAAUAAACAAAUUUCUGACAAGAGACGAAUGCUACUAAGAGACCAGGUAGCCACCUGUGGGCCCAGCAGUGAAGUGAAUCCAUCGAAAGCUGUGGAUGUUGACAUGGAUUUAGAGGAAGAUCAUGUUGCUGACUCGCUGAUGAUGGCAAAGCAAAAGGCUAGCGUGACUAACAUCAGGCAGUUAUCCCAGGAUACGGGUGAUAACCUAAACCAGGUGGAACAUCUGCUUAGGAAUAGGAAAAAUAAAACUAAUUUUGCCAUGGGAGUCAGUCUGGUGGAGAGCAUCACUAGGGAUCUUGUCAGGCGCUUUAAGAGAAAGAGUGAAAGAACACAUCGUGAAAUAGAUAGUGCAAGGAUUGAUGAGAAAUCAUCAAACUCCAGAAAUAGAGACUAACAGCCCAGAAGAAGGCUGAAUAUAGAGCAGCCCAGAUUCUUUCUGAAAAAGACCGUAAGCGCCUCACGCGUCAAUUGAUGGGAGCACCAGUGCAGGGCGAAUGCCCCCUGACAAUUGAGGAAGUCUACCAAUGCUUCCAUGAGAAGCUGGGUACUGCAAAUAAUAGAGUGGACCUCAGGAAAUUGGAAGACCAUGAUGCUGACUUCGAUGAAGAGAACCUCCUCAGGAAGAUCGAGGGGACUGAGGUCAAAGAAGCUCUUAACAGAAUAAAGGAGGAGAGUACUGCAGGUCCAGGUGGAGUUAAAAAGAAGGACCUUAAAGAACUUUUGGCCAACGAUGAAGAUCUCCUGCCACAUCUUUUUACAUUGUGGCUCAGAUCAGGGACCAUACCUGAAUGUCUCAAGCAGAGUAGAACAGUGUUAAUCCCUAAGACGGACGAGAAAGAUCUUUUGAAGAACUUGGACAACUGGAGACUUAUUACAAUAGGCCCAAUGGUUCUUAGGUUGUUCACUAAGAUACUAGCAAAACGACUGAGUGAGUCUGUCAAGAUAAGUCAACGACAGAAGGGAUUCCUGUUAAACACUUCAGGUUGUAAUGAAAAUAUUACAAUCCUUAAAAAUAUCAAAGAGGGGAUCAAAGAGAGGUGGCAAAGAACUCUGUUCUUUUUGUGGACCUGGCAAAGGCAUUUGAUUCAAUAGGAGACAAAUUGAUUAUGAAAUCCUUACAGAGAGUGGGUGCGCCAAAGGUCUUUAUUGACCUAGUGAUAGAUCUGUAUAACAACACGUCAACAGUUGUUGAAGUUGGCGUGAAGAAAACUAAUAAAAUCGAGAUUAGGAGGGGGGUGAAGCAGGGCAAUCCCCUCUCGCCAAUUCUCUUUAAUAUUGCCAUGAACCCCCUUAUAAGUACAUUAGAACAUCGUGGUAAAGGAGUCGAGAUUAUAACACCCAGCGGAAGAUCAAGAUGCACGGUGCUUGCGUUUGCGGACGACAUGGCAAUCUUAAGUGACUCCUAUGAGGGUAUGGUUAGGAACAUCAGCAUAUUGAGUGACCUUUGCAGAGGUACCGGUCUGGAAGUCAACGUAAAAAAGACAAAGGGUUUUCACUUCAUUAGCAUGAGGAAGACGUUUGUGUACAACUCCAAAGAACAAUGGCAGUUUGGGCGAGAGUCGAUAACAUAUAUACCACCUGGAGAAGUUGAAAAAUACCUGGGGGCGAAGGUAGAUCCAUGGUGUGGGAUCUCGAUAGAAGACCUGAGGUCAAAAUUAGGAACAUGGUUUGAUAAGUUAAAAAGAAAAAAACUCAAACCAAUGCAAAAGGCUG